Molecule: messenger RNA, 4408 nt
Organism: Fundulus heteroclitus (mummichog)
Lineage: Eukaryota; Metazoa; Chordata; Actinopteri; Cyprinodontiformes; Fundulidae
Gene: rab11fip1b
Product: RAB11 family interacting protein 1 (class I) b
Exons: 6
Coding region: 159-3824 (1221 amino acids)
Biological process (GO): regulated exocytosis
Cellular component (GO): intracellular membrane-bounded organelle
Molecular function (GO): small GTPase binding
Source: RefSeq, a predicted model, not a curated record
UUCCUGAAGUCCUGCCGAGCUCUUCUCAGCAAACUUUUCCGUCCUCCUGCUCAGUUUCGCGGUGAGCCAGAUGGUGAGGAGGCUCACUUGCGUUUUAUUUUGACACUUCACUCUGUAAGGGCCGCUGCUCCAGCACCAGCGGCAGGUGUUUUUCCACCAUGUCCUUAGCGGAUCAGCAGUGGUGUCCCACAAGCGUCCAGGUAACGGUGCUCCAAGCCAGGGGGCUCAGGAUAAAGGGGAAAAGCGGCACCAAUGACGCUUACGCGGUCAUGCAAGUGGGCAAGGAGAAGUACCAGACGUCGGUGGUGGAGAAAAGCGUGGCUCCAGUAUGGAAAGAGGAGGCCUCCUUCGACCUGCCGCCGCCGCUGCUGCUUCAGGGAGGAGGAGGAGGAGGAGGAGGAGGAGGGGGGAAGGAGCGCGGCACGCUGCACGUCCAGGUCCUGCACCGGGCUCUGGUGGGACCUGACAAGCUGCUGGGACAGGCUGUCAUCAACCUGCUGCAGCUUAGUGAGGACAAAACCCGCAGCAAGACUGAAUGGUUUAAGUUGCUGGAUAAAACCGGAAAGCCAGACAAAGACCGCGGAGAGGUGUUUCUGGACAUCCAGUUCAUGAGAAACAACAUGACCGCCAGCAUGUUCGACCUCUCGGGUGCAGGAAAAUCCCGCUCCCGCCUCGGAAAGUUUAAGGAUAAAGUCCGUGGAAAGAAAAAGGAUCUGGACUCUUCAUCAGGUGUGGUGCCUUCCCUCACACAGGUUCUGACAGACAGUGAGGAAGAAGAUGCAAACGGAGGCGGUGAGGCAGGAGCAGGCAAGGACGGAAAAUCUAAGCAACACAAGAGGAUGUCUUUGUUUUCUCCUAAAUCCAACCUGCAGAGGAACAUGUCUCAGUCCAUGUCCGUCCUGCCUGCGAAAAACUCCUCGUUGAGUGGCAGCCAAUCAUCUGGGCUGAACGUGGAGUCCUCUGAGGGGAAAAAGAAAUUCAAGUUCAAAAUCCAUAAACACUCAAGUGGCGCAGACAGCAAAGAUUCAACCUCAGGCCAACAAAAACAAGAUCAGAGCAAUUUGUGUAUCAAUGGCAGCCAUGUUUACUGUGAGGAGGUAGCACCUCGGACAUCUCGCUCUGGAUCCAGCUUCAGUCUAUCGAGUUCAGGACGUGGAUCCAUGGAGGAUGUACCGGAAAACUCGUCUCCAUCUGUGAAUUCACUUAAAGCAGGGAGGAAGUAUUCACCCUGGAUGGAGGAAGAGGAGGAGAAAGAUGACAGCAUUGAGGAUUUAAGAACAGUGGAAGAAGAAAAGGCCAGACUGGAAGAGGAGGCUAUUGGGAAACAACAAGGGGAGCUAGAGAGGUUGGCUAAAGAAAAGUUGAGGAGCGAUGAAGAGGAAAAGAUCAGGAAAGAGGAGGAAGAGCGGCAAAUAUUAGAAGAAAAAAGGAGGAAACUUGAUGAGGAACAAAAGAGGAGCAGGGAGGAAAGAAUCAAGAAAGAGGAGGAGAUGGCCCAGGAGAGGAGGAGGCAGGAAGAAGAGCAAAAAUUAGCCGAAGAACAGAGGAGACUAAAAGAGGACGAAGAAAGGAGGAUUGAAGAAGAGAAAGUCAGAAGAGAACAAGAGAGGGCUGACGAGAGGAGGAAAAAGGAGCAAGAACAAGAAAAGAGGCAAAGGGAGGAAGAAGAGAGGCUUAAGAAGGAAAAGAUUAGAGCAGAGGAAGAAGAGAAGGCUAGAAAAGAAGAGCAUGCAAGGCUAAUGGCAGAAAAGAGACUAGAGGAAGAGAGGAUUGAGGCUGAAGAGAAAUUCAGAAAAGUAGAAGAGGAAAGGAUUAAGAUGGAAGAAGAGAUGAAAAGGAAAGAACAUGAGGAGAAGUUGGCAAAAAAGAGGGAACUGGAGGAAGAGGAAAAGAGGAGAGAAGAGCAAGAAAAGAUGCAAAGGGAGGAGGACAGAAAGAUAAAAGAGGAAGAAGAGAGGCUUAGAAGACAUGAACUAGAGAGGCUGGCUAAAGAAAAGCUGAGGCAAGAGGAAGAGGAGAGAAGAAAGAUUGAAGAGCGAGCUAAAAGGAAGGAGGAGGAAAUAAUCCAGAAAGAGAAAAUGAGACAAGAGGAGGAAAGGAUUAGGCAAAAAGAGGAGGAAGAGGAGAGGAAAAGAAGGCAAGAAGAACUGGAGAGGUUGGCUAAGGAAAAGCUAAGACAAGAAGAAGAAGAGGAGAGAAGAAAGGUUGAAGAAGAGCAAGCUAAAAGGGAGGAGGAGGAGGAAAGGAUCCAGAAAGAGAAAAUGAGACGGGAAGAGGAGAAGGCUAAGAAAGAGAGGAUGGAAGAAGAAAAAAAAGAGGAAGAGAGAAUUAAAAGGGAAGAACAAGAAAAAUUGGAGGAGGAAACAAGAAAAAGAGAGGAAGACGAGAGAAUAAAAGAGGAGAAACGUAGAGAAGAGGAAAUGGAGAAAAAAAGGUUUGAAGAGGAGAAAAAUAGGAUUGAAAGGGAGAGAAUAAGGAGGGAGGAGAGGGCUGAGAAGGAAAGGCAGGAAGAGGAAGAAAGGAAACAGGAGAAGUUGGCAAAAGAAAAGAGAGAUAACCAAAUGAAGGCAGGACAAAAAAGUGUUGGCCCAAAAGUCAAACUGAGAGUUCCUGUUGAAAUCACCUCCACCAAUCCAUUUGAUGAAAACUUUUCCUCUUCCGAGGAAAGUCCCACCUCAUCUGAAGCAAAAACUGAUUAUCAAAGAUGUCAGUCAGCCGUGUCAUCAGUAGAAAGUGGGUCUGUUUCCAUCAAUGAAAAGGACCCAAUUAACGCUCAGCGGGAAAAAAGAGCUGCUCCUAAGCCUCCGGGAAGGAAUCAGCCAGAGAGGCCGAGACAGCAGGAGGAAGAGACUUCUGCACAACAUCUGUCACAAAUUAACAAGCAGAGUAAGGACAAGAAUGUCUUAACUGUCAGUGUUGCUCCUCAGCGCUCUGUGCAGAUGAUCGCUCCACUGAACAGAUCUUCCAAAGAUUCGAAGAACAUUCAGAGUGCAACGGAAAAUGACUCCACCAAAGAGGCAACAACCAAAAACAAUAAACGGCCAGCUCCAGCCAUACCCUGCAUUGCUGAGGACAAGCUUCACAGAGGUGUGGUGGAAGAAGACCGAGCUGUUCAUGGAUUAAAUCCGUUUGAAGAUGGAGAUGACAAUGAUGAAGAUGAAAAUGACCACACAGUUCACGAUAAUGUAACAACUUCUGGUAAAACUGAUCCAGUGUGUUGGCCUCCUGUCAAAUCACAAAGUGCUGACAGAGAUGCUGCUAAGAUCAAAUCUUCAAAAAUACUUCAUGCCCCCCUACCUCCUGCUACCCCUGACACCCCCUCGAGCUCCAAAAUCAGUCAAACCCAUGAUGAAAGCAAGGUUUCAGAUGACUUUGGAGCAACUGCUCCAAGUAAAGCAUGCUACCCACAAGAGGUCAAAGGUUUUGCUCAGGUCCAACAGAAUCCAAAUAAAGAGUCCAAACCGACUGUGAUUGUGGCAGGUGUAAAGGAAGAGGGCCCUCUUGCAAGUUCACGCAGACUUCAGCCUGUAAAACCACUUAAUCCUCUGGAGCAGCAGUCUGACUCAGAAGUUAAAGUUGGAAAUGAUAAAGCCACAGGAUUGGACCGCAAUGGCAUUCAGCACAAAACAAACGUUGGCACAGGGAGAUCAGGACCAUACUCCCAGCUGACUCGUGAAGAACUGAUCGCUCUGUUGUUGAAACAGGAGAGCCAGCUUUCUGAGAGAGAUAAAAAGAUAUCGGAGCUGGAACAGUACAUUGACAACUUACUGGUGCGGGUAAUUGAAGAAAAGCCAAGUAUCCUCCUGUCCAUGAAGGUUGCAUAAGUAGAUUUUCAGCUGACCAAUUUCAAUCAGAUCAGAUCCCUGCAGUCUAACUUUAUUCUCUUCACUUCUACAUGUGAAACAUGGCCUCUAAAUAUGGGUAGAGCUCAUACCUGAGUACUGGAGUUUUUGAUCAACUGUUUAUAGAGGGGAAUAGACCUCAAAGUUGAUUUAUUAACAAGAGAAAUCAAAAAGCAGAUGUAGUAAUAUAAAUGUAAUGACUGGUGCAAUUUCAGUAAAAUCUUUAUGUUGAUUUAUCUUUUUCAUGUGGUAAUCUGAAAGCAUAUUAUAUGUUCAUUGCCUGCAUGCCGAGCAUUAAGUUCAAACUUAACAGACUUGUUAUAUUUCCUGGUUAAAUCAAAAAACUUCUUUUUACAAGCCUGGUCAAAAAGAGCCUUGCAUUUAUUACUCUGUACUAGAAUUUGAUAUUUUGCUUGUUGUGUCUUUUUUUUGUUGUUUUUUGUUUUUUUUCAAAAUUCUGUAAAUGAAGAGCACUUUAAUUAUAUCUCACUAAAUGAAUGAUAAACACUGAAACAUAGACACUGUUUUUGUACAUUUGCAAAAAUAAAAUGAAAUGACCUCUAGAA